GCAACACUAAACGGCUUCACGGGAGGCUGAGAGUGACAUUGAAAAUUCCCCACACACAAAACGCCAAAAGCGCAGGAAAAUUCUUCACAAUUUGCCACAGUGAUUAAUAAAGUGACAAUGAAUCAAUAGAGAAUCCAAUUCAAUAUUUAAAUAAAAAAUCCCUCGUCCGUGUUUGAAAGUCUCUCUCUCGAGGAAAAAAACAGUGAACUUGUGAGGCGAAGCAUAAUUUUAAUAUUCUUCAAAGAAGAGCCUGAGUUCAAAGUUGAAAAUGAAAGUCGUUGUGGUGUUUACAAUUUCCGUCAUAUUUUUCGGGGUGAAGGCGUGGUCAGCAGUUAGGAAUCCCUUUGAGAUUCAAAAGGAGCCCCAGCGAACAAUACACACAAUUACAGAUUGUAUGCACGUGACGUCGGAGGAAGGUGAUUUCGUGUACCGGAAAGAGCAAGAGCCGCCCAUUCUGCACCAGCUCGGCAUGAAGAGCUCCAAGAGAUCUUCACCGGCGGAGGUGUGCGGCCUGUACGUCAUCGCGGCCCCGGAUCAGAUCAUCGAGCUGUCCGUGAAGUUCAGCAACAUUCCCUGCGAGACUGGCGCUCUAAUGGCAUUUGUCGACGGCUGGGAGCUCAACGGCCAAUACUUUCCCGGCAUCCACGAUCACCAGCUGGACAUCAAGGAGCGCGUGAAGGAGUUCUGCAAUGAGAACGUCAACUGGUUUCCCAACUACCACAUUGCCCCGAAGGUCUACAGAUCCAGCCAGAAUGCGGCCCUCAUCCAGUACCGAAUACCCCUGCGCGGCUCCUUCCACGUCAACGUGCGAUUUCGGCCCCAUCCCAAACCUUGUCACAUCAUGGCUGAGGGUUUGGCUCCAUUCUAUCGGCUUCAGAGUUCGGAAUUCUCCCCAAAUUGCACCCUCACAGCUCUGUUCCCUGCAGUUGUGUCAGUUGUUGGACUGAAGAUUGGACGAAAUGCUGAAAUAUCUAAUGAGUGCACCUCCAAGAGCGGCGAAGUGAACCAACUGAGCAUCGGAGGAUCUGCCGGCCUGGAUUCAUACACAAUGCAGAGGACCAGUUCGAUUUGUGGCCACACGGACAAGGUGGGUCCUGAGCAAGCAAUAUUCUGCGAUGUGACGUCCGUUCGCCUGGAGUCCAGCGCCCGGGGCAGCAACAUAGCCCUCGUGUCCGUGCGACCAGCCACCGAGAACGACCUAGACAUUGCCACCCUUGUCUGUUAAGUUGUUUAUUUUUUGCUCACCGCC
Messenger RNA from Phlebotomus argentipes, 1249 nucleotides. Its product is annotated as corticotropin-releasing factor-binding protein. Gene Ontology annotation, biological process: negative regulation of corticotropin secretion; negative regulation of corticotropin-releasing hormone receptor activity; hormone-mediated signaling pathway. The record is from RefSeq and is a predicted model, not a curated record. Gene Ontology annotation, molecular function: corticotropin-releasing hormone binding. Lineage: Eukaryota; Metazoa; Arthropoda; Insecta; Diptera; Psychodidae. The transcript is spliced from 6 exons. Bases 269 to 1225 code for a protein of 318 amino acids.